UUAUAGUCUUCUCUCCUUCUUUGUUCAAUUAUCGAUUGUAGCACAUUUAAUAAACGAUAGUAUCAAGCUAUCGACAGUAGAACAUUCGAUACUGCAUACUGGGUGCCCGUUGGCCCGUCCGUUGCUCCCCACGGACAAGUGUUUGUUGGAGUUUUCCUAUCCAAUUUGCAUUUUUAAAAAUGUUUGGGCUUCUUAGAUCUUUUCAAAAAAUUUCAUCGAGUUUUUCUCAAGUACGCAAUAUUGUGACUACAAGCCGUGGUUCUCCAAUGCGUAGCAUCCUGGCAAGCAACAACUCCAGCAUGUUAUCAGCACUGCCAGGUGGCAUCAGUGAUCCCUGGUCUCUGGGGUCUGUUCGAACCUCAAUAGUCAAUACGUUUCCAUAUCCCAGAGAAACAAAACGAGUCAGGGUACAUGGAUUCAAAAAACGUAUGGCGACGCCGGGAGGCAGGAAAGUACUUAUGAGGAGAAUAUUGAAAGGCAGAUUCAUAUUGUCUCAUUGAAACGCAGCUACUCAAUUUUUGUAUGAUAUUUCAAUUAUUUUUGUUCAAUAAGCUUCAGAGUUUUGAAAAGAAUAAUGAAUGGCCUUUGUUAGUUUAGACUCGAACAUGAUUUUUCAAUAUUAUGUUAAUUAGUUUAAUAAUAAAUCAUUAUAUCCUCGA
Messenger RNA from Nilaparvata lugens (brown planthopper), 659 nucleotides. RefSeq names its product 39S ribosomal protein L34, mitochondrial (gene mRpL34). The record is from RefSeq and is a predicted model, not a curated record. Gene Ontology annotation, biological process: translation. Gene Ontology annotation, cellular component: mitochondrial large ribosomal subunit; ribosome. The coding region runs from base 180 to 500 and encodes 106 amino acids. Gene Ontology annotation, molecular function: structural constituent of ribosome. The transcript is spliced from 2 exons. Lineage: Eukaryota; Metazoa; Arthropoda; Insecta; Hemiptera; Delphacidae.